AUGAUCGCCGCCGCUCACACCGUCACCGUGCGACCCGCCGCCGCGCUCUCCGCCCGCCGAGGGCUCGCCGGCUCCAGCCUUCGCACCGCCGCGAAGCCUCCCGCGCGCGCCGCGCUCAGGGUCCGGUCCACCGCCACCCGCGCGGAGGGCAUCGUCGACGACGUCAUGGCCGACAUCAAGAAGAAGAUCGCCGACAACAAGGAGAAGCUCGAGCGCGCCAAGAUCGUCGCGUCCCCGCCCGGCGUGCCCCCGCCGCCCGUCGUGCCCAUCCUCGAGCCCGGCAAGAUUGGCUUCGUGGAGAACGCGGAGAGGCAAAACUCGAGGUGGAGCAUGGUCGGGUGGUGGUCGCUGCUGCUCGUCGAGCUCGUCGCGGGGAAGGGGCUCCUGGAGAUCAUGGGAUUCACCGUCGGUAAGGGCAUCAACUUCACCUUCUGA
This is a messenger RNA of Micromonas commoda, 435 nucleotides long. RefSeq lists its product with no specific name. The record is from RefSeq and is a predicted model, not a curated record. The transcript is spliced from 2 exons. The coding region runs from base 1 to 435 and encodes 144 amino acids. NCBI's taxonomy places the organism in Eukaryota, Viridiplantae, Chlorophyta, Mamiellophyceae, Mamiellales, Mamiellaceae.